ACCCACCUCUCUCUUUCGUUAGUAUCACUAUUCAUUUCACUAGAGAAGAUCAAAAAGAAAGAAAUGGCGUCGGCAUUGAGAAGAGCAAUCCUAGGGCACGUGCGAGUCCCGGUGUCUAACGGAUCUAAGCUGCUAACACCGUCGUGGAUCCGGUCAAUGUCAUCUCACGACGAUCAUCUUGAAAAAAGUCAAGUUGUUGACCGUAUCCUUGAUAUCGUCAAAAGCUUCCCUAAAGUCGAUCCUUCUAAGGUUACUCCUGAAGUUCAUUUCCAGAAGGAUUUGGGAUUGGACAGCUUAGAUAAUGUGGAGCUCGUAAUGGCCAUCGAGGAGGAGUUCAAGUUGGAGAUUCCAGACAAAGAAGCUGACAAGAUCGACUCUUGUGCACUUGCGAUUGAGUAUGUAUAUAACCAUCCAAUGGCUAGCUAAACUCUCAAAGUUUCUGCAUGUCAUCCGUUUUUUGCCCUUUGUGCUGUUUCAUUUUGCUGUAUAACUUAAAUCCAGCUAAAUUUGACCUGGAAAUAAUUAGAAGCAUUCAUGACUUCAUCAUAGUUGCAUGUUUGUUGAUUAGAACAUUGAGCAUGACAUUGCAAUGAAUAUGUGUUCGUCUUUUUA
Molecule: messenger RNA, 612 nt
Organism: Erigeron canadensis
Lineage: Eukaryota; Viridiplantae; Streptophyta; Magnoliopsida; Asterales; Asteraceae
Product: acyl carrier protein 1, mitochondrial
Exons: 2
Coding region: 64-426 (120 amino acids)
Biological process (GO): fatty acid biosynthetic process
Cellular component (GO): mitochondrion
Molecular function (GO): acyl carrier activity; acyl binding
Source: RefSeq, a predicted model, not a curated record